Molecule: messenger RNA, 1425 nt
Organism: Manduca sexta (tobacco hornworm)
Lineage: Eukaryota; Metazoa; Arthropoda; Insecta; Lepidoptera; Sphingidae
Exons: 5
Coding region: 111-833 (240 amino acids)
Source: RefSeq, a predicted model, not a curated record
AUGGCCAACUAAAGCGAAAUCUAUGGACGAAGUAAACUCAAAGCGUACCAAGAUAAUCUUCUUUAUUACCAGAGUCCCUAACGCUCGAAAGGACGUUAUGUUACGUUAUCAUGCGGCCACACAUUCGGCGAGUGCCAAGGCCCCAUGACGUAACACGAGAAAGUGCGCAACUGGCGCUAUUGCAUAGCUCUAGUCGUGUGCGCAUCGUCGUGUCCGCCUGCAAAAUGUUCCGAACUUCAGUACUUCUAAUACUCCUUAUCGAUUGUUGUCUAUCCGCCCCUGUGGACGGUCCAAUACAGAUCGAGUUGCCGAUCUACGACAACCCACAAGACAGCUCCAACGUUCAGCUUAGCCAACCUCUCGAACCAGAAAACUACCCUGGAGGCGACGCUAUCCGCAACCAGGGUGCAGGAAAUUACAUAUCUAACAAAAUUCAAACUGCCUCUAACUUUAUUGGAGAUACAAUACAAUCAAAGGCAAAUGCUCUCAAUUUUGGCGGACCAUUCGCUCCGCCCCCGCCGACGCUUGAGAGCGCCCUACAAGAAUCAGAAGGAUACGGUAGCAAGACGUUGUCAGUUAAAGAAAAUAUUCAAGGCCUCGUCGCAGGGAUUUUCCAGCCGAAGCCCAUAGUUGAUACUAUAAGCGAAUCUGAAAAGUAUGGUAACACUGGAGACAAGUUUUAUGGAGCGGGACAAGUGUUAGUCGGCGGGGCGCAAGGAGUAUCCAACAUAGUGAAUUCUGUUUUAGAUAUCCCGGGAACCAUCCUAAGGAAGAUCUCAAGAGUGGCCACAGAGAAGCUAAACAAUUUGGGCGGGAAACUCGUUGGGUUAUAAUGAUUUAUAUCAUAUUAAGAGGAAACCGCUAAGUACAAUGUAGAUAUAUUUUGUAUAAUUUAUAAUUAUCUAGAAUAUAGGACAUUUUAUACAAUCAUUGGGAGGGUUAGGUUUUGUACGCUGACAUCUAUGACCAAAUCUAAGGUAGACUCAAGAGAUAUUUUAUUAUUACAGUUUGACGAGUCUUUGUUGAGACAAAUUCAUAGAUAUUUAAUAUCACUAAGAAAAUAUAUGACUGCCUCGGUGGCGUAGUUGUAUUGCACGUCCGGUACAAUAGCGCUCUGAGGUCCUGGGUUCGAAUCCCGGGUCGGGUAAAGUGAUAUUUGGAUUUUUCUGCUCAGUAUCAGCCCGGAGUCUGGAAUUUGUGCCCGAUAUGGCGAUAGGCUCGCCCCCUAUCACAUCAUGGGACGGAACAUACUUGGCGAAAAGUGGGUGCCCUAGUUGCGCCUCUGCAUACCCCUUCGGGGAUAAAAUGCGUGAUGUUAUGUAUGUAUGUAUGUAUGUAUGUAAAAUAUAUUCUUCAUAAUUGCUCCACAUUUCUGAACCAAGCGCACAGUAAAUAGAUUUAAUAAUAAUAAAUCGUUUUUCUUUC